AUGCCGCAGGGGAUGCCUGGGAUGGCCGGCAUGGGCCCUAUGGUGGGCAUGGGAGGUAUGGGAGGCAUGGGGCCGGGCCCAGGAGGAAUGAUGGGGGGAAUGGGACCUCGACCAGGGAUGCCGCCGCAGCAGCAGCAGCAACAGUAUCCGCAACAGCAGCAGCAGCAGUUUCAGCAGCAGCAGCAGCAGCAGCAGCAGCAGCAGCAGCAGCAGCAGCAGCAGCAGCAGCAGCAGCAACAGUAUCCGCAACAGCAGCAGCAGCAGUUUCAGCAGCAGCAGCAGCAGCAGCAGCAGCAGCAGCAGCAGCAGCAGCAGCAGCAGCAGCAGCAGCAGCAGCAGCAGCAGCAGCAGCAGCAGUAUCAGCAACCGCAGUAUGGCCAAGGUAUGCAGGGUACCAUGCAGAGUGGCACACCUGGGGGCUUGCAACCCGGACCUCUUGGACCUGCAUACGGCCGUGGUCAGCCUGCUGGUGCUCCAAUGCCAGGUCAGCCUGGCGCCAUGCCAGGUCAGCCUGGUACGAUGCCAGGUCAGCCUGGCGCCAUGCCAGGUCAGCCUAGGCAGAUGCCAGGUCAGCCUGGGUCAAUGCCAGGUCAGCCUGCAUCCGGGCCUUCCUGGCAGCCUGAUUCUGCCAAGCCUGCAGCAGAGAAGGAUCCGUUUGCGGAUUUCGGCGUGCUUGGGGGUAAGAAGAGUGCCGGCCAGACCCAGAGUGGCGCCAAGGGUGAUGCCGCCCAAAGUGUUGUCACGGGUGCUGCCGCGCAGACGUCUGCUGCACAGCCGCAGCAAUACCAGCAGCAGAUGAUGCAGCGACAGCAGCAGAUGCAGCAGCAGCAGCAGAUGCAGCAGCAGCAGCAGAUGCAGCAGCAGCAGCAAAUGCAACAGCAGCAGCAAAUGCAGCAGCAGCAGCACAUGCAACAGCAGCAGCAGAUGCAGCGACAGCAGCAGAUGCAGCAGCAGCAGGCAGCGUUGGGAGGGAUGGGAGGGAUGGGAGGGGUGAUGGGAACAGCAGGACCUUCGGCUUUUGGACCUUCCGCUUUCUCCGCCUCCUCUCAACCCCCUCCUCCCCAGCAAAUCGCCUCCCGUCCCGCUCCGCCCACUUCCACUCUACCCAAAUCCGCGGACGCAGCAGCAGCAGCAGCUCUGGAUGCGUUUGUGAUGAAAGACGUGGCUGUAGUGCCUGCUGUUGCUGCUGCGUCUUCGGCUGUGGUUGCAGCAGGGGGAGGGCAAGCAGCAGAAGGAGCAGCAGGGGCAGCAGGGCAAGGGGCAGGACCAGCAGGAGCGGCGCAGGGGCAGGAGGGCGAGGGGUUUCUGAUGGUCCCGGGAGAUCCCCAGCCAUGGCCGAGAAUGAGUGUGGUGGAGGCACAGCGGUAUGCGCAGGUGUUUGUGGGCGUGGAUGGGGACAGGGAUGGCAAUAUCACCGGUAAGGAGGCGAGGAAGUUGCUAAUGGCGUCUCAGGUGCCAAUUGAUGUACUCAAGCAGGUAUGGGACCUCUCAGAUGAGGACAAGGACGGCAACUUGACCCUCCGCGAGUUCUGCACCGCAUCCUACCUCAUCGAGCGCUACAAGUCGGGACGAAAGCUGCCGCCCAUGCUGCCACGUGGCUUCCACGUGGACGAACCGGUGCAGGACCAGCGCACGGCCAUCGCUGCGAAACGAUUGGCUGAGGCGCAGGCGGCGCUGACUCAGCACACGCAGGGGGUGAACGUGCCAACGUGGCAGCGCGAUCCAGGUGUCCUGGUCUCUCCAACGAAAGGUGCACCCAGAAAGGACGCUGCGAUGGAUCAGAAGAAAAAGGCAGUGUUUUUCCGUGACAAAAUGCAGGAGAUUGUCAUGUUCAAGAGUCGCUGUGACCUCCGCCUUGCUGACGUCUCUGAACAGGCUGACGUGGAGAAAAAGGAGGUGAGCAUGCUGACGUGGAGAAAAAGGAGGUGA
This is a messenger RNA of Closterium sp. Naga37s-1, 1929 nucleotides long. The record is from the annotation of a GenBank genome assembly. Lineage: Eukaryota; Viridiplantae; Streptophyta; Zygnematophyceae; Desmidiales; Closteriaceae.